Messenger RNA from Cuscuta epithymum, 2161 nucleotides. The record is from the annotation of a GenBank genome assembly. NCBI's taxonomy places the organism in Eukaryota, Viridiplantae, Streptophyta, Magnoliopsida, Solanales, Convolvulaceae.
CUAUGCUAAUGGGCCUUAAUGGGCCAAAACAGGCCCAAGUAGGCCGAGUAGGCCUAACUGGCCCUAAAUGGGCCCGAGGGGCCUAAACGGGCCUCGCCGAUUGGGCCCCGUACCGGGGCGGUGUAUUGGGCCUCUGAACAGUAGUAGGCCGGGGUAACAUACCCCAACACAAGUCCCCCAGUUUCUUGAGUAGUGAGCCUGCAAAUCUACUCGAGAAAGUAUAAUCCUGCUCACGUCCUUCCCUGCCUUCCCUGAAUCAGAGUCUUGGAAUAAUCUCGGACGCAAGGCAUGCAUAAGCCCUAAGUGAGGUGCAAUCCCGCACUAGGCACGACGGCGCUGAAAAGCCAGUCGUUCGUGCUGUAUAAAGCGGCGGUCGUCAUCCUAGAGCAAGGAUGGAUGAGCCCGACCGAGCUGAGAGCCAUGCGCGACGGUGCUGUGGAGACCGUGCGUGCUGCAUAAGAGCGACGGUUGCCAUCCCAGAGCAAGGAUGGACGAGCCCGCCAGAGAGCCAAGCACGACGGUUUGUUUUUCAUUUGCCACAGGUCAGCACCAAAAUUGAGGUGCAAGCCGUUCGGUUAAUUUCUGUUGGUUGUUCUUUGUUUCCUGAACGCGCAAGUCAUCAAUGUUUAACGCUUGCUGCGCCCCCGAGCACCAUGUUUCAGAUGCAUGCCGUCCGGUCCAUUACCGUCGACUGGUUGUUCCCUGAACGCGCAAGUCAUCAAUGUUUAACGCUUGCUGCGCCCCCGAGCACCAUGUUUCAGAUGCAUGCCGUCCGGUCCAUUACCGUCGACUGGUUGUUCCCUGAACGCGCAAGUCAUCAAUGUUUAAUGCUUGCUGCGCCCCCGAGCACCAUGUUUCAGAUGCAUGCCGUCCGGUCCAUUACCGUCGACUGGUUGUUCCCUGAACGCGCAAGUCAUCAAUGUUUAAUGCUUGCUGCGCCCCCGAGCACCAUGUUUCAGAUGCAUGCCGUCCGGUCCAUUACCGUCGACUGGUUGUUCCCUGAACGCGCAAGUCAUCAAUGUUUAAUGCUUGCUGCGCCCCCGAGCACCAUGUUUCAGAUGCAUGCCGUCCGGUCCAUUACCGUCGACUGGUUGUUCCCUGAACGCGCAAGUCAUCAAUGUUUAAUGCUUGCUGCGCCCCCGAGCACCAUGUUUCAGAUGCAUGCCGUCCGGUUUGUUACCGUCGACUGGUUGUUCUUUGUUUCCAGUCAUGAACGUCUACGCGCUUCAUGCCGUCCGUUUUUUUUUUUUUUUUUUUUUUUUUUUUUUUGCUGAGAUGAUGGCUCCCCAUGGAUCGAGACAAGUGGUAUCUAUCGAUCGAGGUGAGACUUUACGGAAUGUGAAGAUGCCUCCUAAGCAAAUAAUGUCGUGCCGUGGGGCUGAUCAUGAUAUGAAGACAUGAAUAAAUCCAAGGGUCUCGCGAGCGCCCUCUGCUCAAGGACAGCGGCAGCAACUGCGGUAGCGGUCCACAAAAUGUAGCCAUGAUGAAAGUCAAGCAACGCUCCUCAUCCGCGCAGUGCGGGGACGAGGCCGCUUUUCAAAGAUGAUAAACACGUAGUGCCGACAGGCCGAUCGUGAUAUGAUGAUGUCGGCAAUGAGAAGCCAACCCGAAAAUCAAGCAACAGUCCUUAUCCGCGUAGUGCGGGGACAAGGCCGGUCUUCAAAAUAUGAUAAUGGCAUCGUACAAGAGGGUCGGUGGCCAUGUAAUGAGGUCGCCACUGGAGGCCGAUCGGAAAGGAACAAGUAACGGUCCUUAUCUGCGCAGUGCGGGGACAAGGCCGGUCUUCAAAUAUGAUAAUGGCACCGUACCAGAGGGUCAGUGGCCAUGUAAUGAGGUCGCCACUGGAGGCCGAUCGGAAAGGAACAAGUAACGGUCCUUAUCUGCGCAGUGCGGGGACAAGGCCGGUCUUCAAAUAUGAUAAUGGCACCGUACCAGAGGGUCGGUGGCCAUGUAAUGAUGUCGGCGUUGGGGGCCGAUCAGAAAUAAAUAAUCAACAGUUCUCAUCCGCGAGGAGCGGAGAUGAGGCCGGUCUUCCAAAUGAUCACCAUGCCGAGCCAGGAGAGUCGGUCGUGGUGAGAGAAAAUUCGGCGCUGGGAGGCCGAUCUGUAAAUCCGAGGGGCUUACAGGCGCCCUCAGCCCAUAAUGUUGCUCUAGGUGCCGA